AUGGGCCUCUUCGACAGACUGAAGUGCUACACCUCAGAAUCCGAAACCGACCUUCUCAUCCCUUAUGUCUCCGACGACGACGACGAAGAUGAAGAAGAAGACUCCGAUCACGAACCUGAUGCCUUCGGCCACUGCUGGCACUGCGACGCCCCUUUACCUCUGCCCACCUCAGAUGAAACCAACGUCGACUGUCUCGAAUGUCAGUUUCCGAACUAA
This is a messenger RNA of Alternaria ventricosa, 216 nucleotides long. RefSeq lists its product as uncharacterized. Bases 1 to 216 code for a protein of 71 amino acids. The transcript has 2 exons. Lineage: Eukaryota; Fungi; Ascomycota; Dothideomycetes; Pleosporales; Pleosporaceae. The record is from RefSeq and is a predicted model, not a curated record.